AUGGGUAGUGAUAGUCCCCAACUAUUACUGUCGGCUCAGGGCACCGGCAGUGAAGGUGCUUAUCACUACCGGCUCAAGGCUUCAGCUGGUAGUGGUACCUGUGGAAUCACUCACUCUGUCGCCGCUCGAUCCGUGCCGGAGCUGCGCGCCGGCACUCGUGGUGUUCCAGAGCUGCGCGCCGGCCCUCGCGCAAUCCAUCGAGCCAUCCCGGAGCUGCACGCCUCCCUUUCGGCCUUCCGCCCGUCGCCGCUCGAGCUGUCCUGGAGCAGCCCGCCACCCUCCGUUGCCGCUCGAGCUGUCCUGGAGCUCGCGCCGCCCUUCGAGCCGUCCCGGAGCAGCCCGCCGCCCGUCGAGCCAUCCCCAGAUCUGGGCACCUUCCCUCCGGCACAGGCUCUUCGCACCAAGCACCGCGGUGCUGCUCUAGCUCCCCGGAUCCGCAUGUCGGGCAGGAGGCAGGAGCUACGAGCAGAGGGCAGAAGGCCAGGAGCUACGAGGAGAGGUAUAGGUUGGGAUGAAAAGAAGGGGACAGUUCGCAUGAGCGACGAUUGGUGGAAGAAGAUGAGAAAAGAAAUUCCAGGAUGUGGCAAGUUUAAAGACAAGGGACUUCAAAAUGAAGAUGAGUUGAAUGUUAUGUUUGAAGACCUUCGUAAUACAGGUGAUAACCACUUUUGUGCUUCAUCAGGUGUAAUUCCUCAAAGUCCUAAUGGUGGCUCGAAUGGUGGUGAUGAGGAGGCUGAGUCAGAUGAUGACAGUGAACCAGAAGAAAUAACACCAAGUGGCAAGGGCAAAGGCAAGAGACCUAGUGGUGAUGACAAAGACAAGGUAAAAAGAGCGAAGACAAGUGGAGGCAAGUGGAUAGAAGACCAAAUUAGUAAAAUUGUGUCCUUAAAUGAGAGGUCCACAACUUCUGUUGAGUCAAUGGCAAGAAGGGAGGACAACUCAGGGUGUUCCAUCAAGGAAGUAAUGGCUAUUGUGAAGGAGUGUGGUGCUAUUCUUGGUACAAAGCAACACUUCAUUGCUUCUGAAUUAUUCACUAAGAGAGCUGAGAGGGAGAUGUUUAUGACUUUGGACACUCCAGAAGACCGGUUUGCCUGGGUCACUAUGAAGCACUUUGUCAAAUAUGGUCCUGUGUAA
Phragmites australis (common reed) is the source of this 1134-nucleotide messenger RNA. RefSeq lists its product as uncharacterized. The record is from RefSeq and is a predicted model, not a curated record. The transcript has 4 exons. NCBI's taxonomy places the organism in Eukaryota, Viridiplantae, Streptophyta, Magnoliopsida, Poales, Poaceae. The coding region runs from base 1 to 1134 and encodes 377 amino acids.